AAGGGACGUUGUUUUAGAGAGAGAGAGAGAAGUAAUUAACAAAAAAGCUGUCAGUGCCAAAAGAAUCCGACAUUUAUUUUCCCCCACUCGUGUGCCUCUCGGCUUUCGGCCUCUCACCUCCUCCCAUUUGGAUUUACCCCUCGCCCAAAGCCAUGGCUCUCUAUUUAACACCCAUCUGCAUGCACCCAUACAUCAAAUUGUUACUGUAUGAUUUCGUCCUCUGUAGGAAAUUCCUUUAAUGGAUUUUCUGCUCUCACUUCUCUGCUCUCUCGGCCUCUCCGCCGUCUUUCUAUUGCUCCUUCGGCAGCUCCGUUGCCGGGUGCUGCGGCUUCCGCCAGGCAGCCUCGGGCUGCCCUUUAUCGGUGAGACCCUGCAGUUAAUCUCCGCCUAUAAGAGCGACAACCCGGAGCCUUUCAUCGACCGACGGGUGAAGCGCUAUGGUGCCAUCUUCACGACCCACGUGUUCGGUGAGCCGACUGUGUUCUCGGCUGACCCGGAGAUGAACCGGUUCAUUCUCCUCAACGAAGGGAAGCUCUUCGAUUGCAGCUAUCCCGGUUCGAUCUCCAGCCUUCUGGGGAAGCACUCCUUACUCCUCAUGAAGGGCUCUCUCCACAAGAGAAUGCACUCCUUCACAAUGAGCUUCGCCAACUCCGCCAUCAUCAAAGAACAUCUUCUCGUCGAUAUAGACCGUCUUAUCCGGCUCAACUUGGAUUCCUGGAAAGACCGCGUCUUUCUCAUGGAGGAGGCCAAGAAGAUAACGUUUGAGCUGACAGUGAAGCAGUUGAUGAGCUUGGAUCCAGGGGAAUGGAGCGAGGGUCUGAGGAAAGAGUACGUUCUGGUGAUAGAAGGAUUCUUCACGCUCCCCGUACGUCUCCUCUCAACCACAUACCGCAGAGCCAUAAAGGCCAGAACCAAGGUGGCGGAGGCGCUCGCUGUGGUGGUGAGGCAGAGGAGGAGACAGACCGAGACGGGACAGAAAAUGAUGAACGACAUGUUGGGGGCACUGUUAGCCUCCGGCGACCGCUUCUCCGACGAUCAAAUUGUUGAUUUCAUGCUGGCUCUGCUCAUCGCCGGCUACGAAACUACCUCCACCAUCAUCACUCUCGCCGUCAAGUUCCUCACCGACACCCCUCUUGCCCUGGCGGAGCUCAAGGACGAGCACGAUCAAAUCAGAGCAAAGAAGAGUGACCCGGAAGCAGCUUUAGAGUGGACUGAUUAUAAGUCAAUGGCAUUUACUCAAUGCGUUGUUCACGAGACUCUGAGGGUGGGGAACAUAAUUAGUGGCAUAUUCAGGAGGGCAAUGACCGACGUAAACGUGAGAGGAUACACAAUUCCGAAGGGAUGGAGACUGUUUGCAUCGUUCCGGGCGGUCCAUCUAAAUUCGCAACAUUUCAAAGACGCCCGCUCCUUCAAUCCAUGGAGAUGGCAGAGCAACUGGGAAGCAGGAGGAGGAAGCCCGGGGAAUGUGUAUACACCGUUCGGAGGAGGGCCCAGGAUGUGUCCUGGCUUCGAGCUCGCCCGAGUCGUCGUCUCUGUCUUCCUCCACCGCUUUGUCACCCAAUUCAGCUGGGCUGUGGCGGAGGAAGACAGGCUGGUGUUUUUCCCAACCACUAGGACGCAGAAGAGGUAUCCGAUCAUAGUGAAGCGUAGAGAUGAGGGCACCGAAUGAAGUGGAGAGUUUCAAGUUGUAGACGAGGCAUCCAAUUAUCUAUCACCUAUUUCAUGUAACAUCAUCACUAUUAUCAUUACGCUAGUUUUUAUUA
Molecule: messenger RNA, 1763 nt
Organism: Neltuma alba
Lineage: Eukaryota; Viridiplantae; Streptophyta; Magnoliopsida; Fabales; Fabaceae
Product: cytochrome P450 90A1-like
Exons: 7
Coding region: 239-1669 (476 amino acids)
Biological process (GO): sterol metabolic process; multicellular organism development; brassinosteroid homeostasis
Molecular function (GO): monooxygenase activity; heme binding; oxidoreductase activity, acting on paired donors, with incorporation or reduction of molecular oxygen
Source: RefSeq, a predicted model, not a curated record